AUAAGUACAACGUGGACCUCACUAGUCAUGCUUUCGACAAAAACCAAAAUUUCUCCUUUUUUCUUUUUUAGUGAAUUUAAUAAUAUCAGAUUUGUUAAGCUUCGAUGUUAGGCUAGCCAGAGGAAAAGUUUAUGUAAAGGUCUAAAAAGAUAAGAAUUGGGUUUGGUUUUAUAUUCUUGGCUUUGAUAUUUCCACAGAUUUUGAUCGGUUCCUGACUCUGUCACUCGCAAAGAGAAAGGUAGGCUCUAAAAUGUUGGGACUUUGAUAUUUUCCACGUUAUUUCAUAAAAAAAAGCUGAAGUUUCUGUAGAAAAUACUCACAAUUUAGCUAACACACGACAACUAUUGAGAAGAUCAAUCUUAAGUUGUCAUUUUAUACACCAACAAAGUCAUAUUUCCCUAUCUAUAUAUCUAUAUAUAUUGUUUGAUCAAAAAUAUAUAAUAUUAUAUGUGCAAUUCUCUCAAAUAACCAUUUUUAAGUUUUUGUCACAAAAAUAGCUCUGAAUAAAGAAAAUAACCAAAAUAACUCAAUUUUAUUUUGAAAUUUUUAAUAUUUUUUUAAAGAAAAAUUCCCUAGGAUAGGCCUAAAAAGGUUUUUUCACAAAUAUAGAUCUUAAAAAUAAAAAUGACCAAAAUAGAUUUAAAUAUUUUGUCAAAAUAAAUAAAUAUACACUUAUACUCUUAGGGAUAAUUAAUCUAGACAUUAGAGUUUAGAGUUAAAGGAGUGGGGUUUAGGGUUUAUGGUUUAAGGUUUAAGUUUAGGGUUUAGAGUUGAAGAGUGGGGUUUAGGGGAUAGGAUUUCAAAUUAAAAAAAAUUAAAAUUUUCAAAAUAAAAAAAUGCUAUUUUGGUCAUUUUAGUUUUUGAGGUCUAUUUUUUGACAAAAAAUUUAAAAAGUCUAUUUGAGAGAAUUGUCAUUUUUAAAAUUUGAAACUCUAUCUCCAAAACCCAACCCAUUAACUCUAAACCAUAAGUCUAUUUGUUUAUAAAACUUAUUUUUUUCAUUGGUAGCUAUAUUUGUGACAAAAACUUAAAAAAGAAUAUCCUAUAAUUUUUUAUAUAUAUAUUGUUUGGAUGUUACUGUGUCUUGGAAGGGAUUCAAACAUAAAAGAAAUAAAAGUAAAUGGGAGCAAUAGUAAUAGGGGAAAUGGAAGAAGAUAUAAUGCAAAAUUUAUAGAGAACACACACAUUGAUCAAAAAAAAAAAUAGAGAACACACACUAAUUCAAUGACAAUCUGGAUCGGAUGAUGUAUUUACUUUUCGUACUUGUUGUUUCGAUAAAAGUCACGUACAGGUGGGUUCUGCUCAUUUACUACGUGUCAUAUAUCAAUUGGCUUGCUGGAUAUAGUUACAGAACAAUUUUUUUUUUUUUUCAACAUGUUACAGAACAAUUUAAAAAAGAAAAAAUCCAACGAGGCGAAGGCGAAGGCGAGACGGAGUGGUACACAACCUUUGUUCCUUCCUUCAUUCCCCCUAUAGAAGAGACAAGAAAAGAGAAGAUAAGAGAUUCUUCUUCUUGGUCGUCUCUUCUGUUAAGAAAAAGAAGUCUCACUGCUUCCCUUGUUUGAUCUCUGAAAAAGGAAUCUGUCUUUGCAAUGGAUCAGAUGUUCAACAAGGUUGGAUCCUACUGGUUAGGUCAGAAGGCGAACAAGCAAUUUGACUCUGUUGGUGACGAUAUCAACUCGAUAUCAACGAGCAUCGAAGGAGGAGCAAAAUGGUUGGUCAACAAAUUCAAAGGAACAAUGCAGAAGCCGUUGCCUGAGUUGCUGAAAGAAUAUGAUUUGCCUGUGGGUAUCUUCCCACGAGAUGCUACAAACUACGAGUUCGAUGAACAGACCAAGAAACUGACGGUGCUGAUUCCAUCACUCUGCGAAGUUGGGUACAAGGAUUCAUCCGUCCUCAAAUUCACCACAACAGUAAUGGGAUAUCUGGAGAAAGGGAAGCUAAGUGAGGUGGAAGGGAUGAAGACAAAAGUGAUGAUGUGGGUGAAAGUCACAAGCAUCUCUGCGGACUCAUCAAAGGUGUAUUUCACUGCGGGGAUGAAGAAGAGCAGAAACCGAGAUGCUUAUGAGGUUCUUAGAGAUGGCGUUCGAGUUGAUAAAUUCUAACUCCAUCCUGCUGAUAUAUUCUCAUCUGUUAUCAAUUCAAUUAUGAGGUUUCUAGCUUUUUAUGGGUUUGCAUGAUGGUGUUAUGAUUUGAAAGAAUUAACUUGUGUUGUAUGAAUCAAAUUGAAAAAGAGCAUUCUUGGUUUUGUAUAAAACAAAUUUCAUGACUGUACAUUGUGAAAACCACAAAAAGAUAUACUAGUAGUAAUAAAUUAUGUGCUCAA
Messenger RNA from Brassica rapa (field mustard), 2326 nucleotides. RefSeq lists its product as uncharacterized. Lineage: Eukaryota; Viridiplantae; Streptophyta; Magnoliopsida; Brassicales; Brassicaceae. The record is from RefSeq and is a predicted model, not a curated record.